Messenger RNA from Dioscorea cayenensis subsp. rotundata (Guinea yam), 2598 nucleotides. RefSeq names its product probable trehalose-phosphate phosphatase F. The record is from RefSeq and is a predicted model, not a curated record. Gene Ontology annotation, biological process: trehalose biosynthetic process. Gene Ontology annotation, molecular function: trehalose-phosphatase activity. Bases 1154 to 2308 code for a protein of 384 amino acids. NCBI's taxonomy places the organism in Eukaryota, Viridiplantae, Streptophyta, Magnoliopsida, Dioscoreales, Dioscoreaceae. The transcript is spliced from 12 exons.
GAAUGGUAUUUAGGGUUUAUUUUGGAUUAUUCUGACAUCAUAUUUGCUAACUUUCUUGGUAUUUUCCAAGUUGAAUAAAUUUGGGACUUUUAACAAACAGAGCUAUUAAGUUUGACUACUUUAUGGUGUGAUUGAAUGAAGCUAUCCGAGUGGCAGCUCUAACGCUUUUUGAGGGCAAUGGUAAAGCGUGGCUGCUGUCUUUUGAAGUUUGUAUAGUACUUAUUUUUUUCACUCUUAGGAUGCGUCACUUCAUGGUAAACGCCAGCCUGUCUUGCAAUAAGGGCAGUCUGCCAAAUGCACUGGACCGGUCCAAUGACGAAACAGGCUUAGCUAAUGACUUAGGGCAGGUCGAACAAGAACUUGUGAACUAUCAAACUAGUUUCUCUUCCCACAUAUUUACCAGAUAAGAUAACAACUUUUAAAUUCUCACAUUGCCCACGCUCUAUUCUAUUAAAUGAUGGGAUUUGGGAUUAGUUAAGUGUUUGCUGCCCGACAUUUGAUAAAAGAGAUUCUUCGCGAUGUUUAUAUUUUUAGGUUUUGUGUAAAGUAAUACAUCGUGGAAACUUCUUUCUUUAUUGGGGGCAUUCAAGUAGUUAACAUCCAUGAAGUUAUAAAAUGAGUAGAACGCUUUCCAAAGUUGAGCUGUCACUCAAAUAUAUUACAUCGGACACUGGGCUUUCGUUGCUGUUGUUGUAUGGUUUUGUCUUUUGUUAGACAAUCAAUAUUUGGGGUGUCAGUAUUGCUGGAUUCGGGAAAUAUUUAUGUAACUGUAUAUAUUUUCUUAACUUUAGAGAUAACAUCUUGACGUUUCAGCCCCGUAUCCAAUUCCUGCUUCUCCAUAGGUGGGUUUCUUGGAUGCGAGUUUCCAAUUUCUGCGGUUAAAACUCAAAGGGGAUACCAGAUCUUGCUUAUCUGCAAAUUUUUAUUUCUCAGUAGUGUUGGGUGUUCAAAUGUCUGAUUGCCCUCAAUAAAUGCUUAAUAGUUCUGGCAAUGAGAAGUUCCCAGGGAGCCUCCGCUUGAUGGACUGCACGCACAACUGCACUGAUAAGAAAACUUUGAAGAAGUGGUUUUUCAUAGACAAAAGGGUUGGGUAGAUAUUCUGAUUGAUAUCCUCAAGUCACAUUGCACAAUCUAGUGAGGCUACCUGAAUCCAAUGGAUUUGAAAAAUCAUAGUUCCCCUGUUCUUACUGAUUCGGUUCCUGUAAACAAAUCAAGAUUGGGCCUGUCAUCUCUUCUGCUGCCAUGCUCGCCACCGGCAUCAGCAUAUUCCUCUGCUAUGUACUUAGCAAUUCCUAGAAGAAAAGCUAUUCCUGGUAAACUUGAUGAUACUCAUGACAAUGCUUGGCUGGAUGCCAUGAUAUCUUCCUCCCCACCUCCCAAGAAACUGAACAAGGAUAUUAGCUCUGAGAUUCCACAAGAUGAAAUUGAUCCUGCAUAUUGCAUUUGGAUGCUCAAAUUUCCAUCAGCUUUGACUUCGUUUGAUCAAAUCACAUCAAACGCAAAAGGAAAGCAGUUAGCUUUGUUCUUGGAUUAUGAUGGGACACUAUCCCCUAUUGUGGACAAUCCUGAGCUUGCCUUUAUGUCGCCAGUGAUGCGUGCAGCUGUGCGGGACGUUGCUAGAUAUUUCCCAACUGCCAUUAUCAGUGGGAGGUCACGUGACAAGGUCUAUGAGUUUGUUGGCCUGACGGAGCUGUUUUAUGCCGGUAGCCAUGGAAUGGAUAUAAUGGGCCCAGUCAGGGACUCUUCGUUUGUUAAUAACCAUCAAAACUGUAUUAGGUCCACUGACAAGCAGGGUAAGGAGGUCAACCUAUUCCAGCCUGCGAGUGAGUUCUUACCUAUGAUAGAAGAGGUCUUUAGAUCCCUUGUGGAGAUUACUAAAGGAAUUAAUGGUGCAACAGUGGAGAAUAACAAAUUUUGUGUUUCUGUACAUUAUCGUCUUGUAGAUAAGAAGAGUUGGCCUGUGGUUGCUCGUCAUGUUGAGAAUAUUUUGAAGAAUUACCCUCGUUUGAAGUUGACAAAUGGACGGAAGGUUUUUGAGGUCCGUCCUGUGAUAGACUGGAACAAGGGUAAAGCUGUCGAGUUUCUUCUUGAGUCAUUGGCACUGGGCAACUCUGAUGAUGUGCUUCCCAUAUACGUCGGAGAUGACCGUACCGAUGAGGAUGCUUUUAAGGUCUUAAAGGAAAGCAAGGGAGGCAUUGGCAUUUUAGUGUCCUCAAAACCUAAGGAUACAAAUGCUUUGUAUUCUCUCCGAGACCCCUCCGAGGUUAUGGUUUUCCUCAAGUCGUUGGUGAAGUGGAGAAGAAAUUAGCAGCAUGAAGGCCCCAACUAUAAAUAAAUAAAUAAAUAAACAAAUAUAUGCAACUAUAUAUAUAUAUAUAUAUAUAUAUAUUAUAUAUAUUCGUAGUUAGCAUGCUAACGAAUAAUAAUCUUCAAAGUGGAAGAUAAAGAGGAGAAGAAAAGGUAAAUGACAGCCUGACUUUUACCUGUGCGCAGGCUAUGAAAAUCAAGUGUCAGCUAUCAUCUAUCUAUCUACUCCAUUGUUUUGAUGUUGGUAUCUUGUUUUUUUGUAUCCGUAUUACCGUUUUCUUUUUCUGUCAA